Capsaspora owczarzaki ATCC 30864 is the source of this 2645-nucleotide messenger RNA. RefSeq lists its product as hypothetical. The record is from RefSeq and is a predicted model, not a curated record. Gene Ontology annotation, biological process: smooth muscle cell differentiation. The transcript has 3 exons. Bases 17 to 2308 code for a protein of 763 amino acids. NCBI's taxonomy places the organism in Eukaryota, Filasterea, Ministeriida, Capsasporidae.
GUUGUGUGUGCAAUAAAUGUCGUCUGGCUACGACGCUGUCUCUGCUUCGGAGGGACUGCAGCAGCACCACUACCAGCACGACGACGAGCUGGACGUGGGUGCGGUGAUUACGGCGACGACGUCGCGGGAAGACAAGCGGCGGUCGAUGGAGGCGCUCGAGCGCAAGAUUCGGCAGCGGCCAGACCGCGACUCGCUGGUGGACCAGGGCAUUCUGCGGAGCUACCCGACGACAGUGGCUCCUGCGCUGCAUGCCCAGCACGACGCGCUUGUGCGGGCGCAGGUCGAGCAGACGCUUGCUCGCAAGAUGAAGUCGCGCCCACGGAAGCAGGAGCUUGUCGAGCAUCACAUUCUGCCAGACUCGAGUGCCUCGCCCGCGCUCCAGGCCUCACAAGAGUCGCUGCGGCGAGCUCAGGUCACGGCAUUCCUCAACGACCGCAUCAUCAACCGCCCGGGCGCAAUGGACCUCCUCGAGGACAACAUUAUGACGGUCGACCCGCAACCAUUUGACUUUCUAGCGCUUCAGCAGCAACAGCAGCACCAACAACAGCAGCAGUCACUGCAGCAGCAACAAGCACUGCAGCAACAGCAAAUACUGUUGCAAUUCCGCCAGCAGCAGCAGCAACAGCAGCAACAGCAGCAACAGUUCCUUGAACAGAAUCUCGCUGCUGCCGCUCCUCCUCUUCAUCCUCCUGUUGGUGCUGCUGCUACGGUGGCUCCGUUUGCUGCACCGGCGGCAGUGGGGAGCUCCAUGUCCGCACCGUCCUCGGCUGCAUCCAGUCGACGAGGCUCAAACACUCCCAGCUCACCCAUCAAGCCUCCCAAGGAGCGCAAACUCAAAUUCAGGUACCACGAAUACCAACCACCCGUUGGCAAUCGCGUCGGCCCGCGCUUCUUGACGGCGCCCUCCGCCCCAGAAGAUACGGUGACUGUAAACUCUGGCAGUAGCACGCAGCCCGGCGCGCAGUACAACCACCUGCUGCAAAAACAACAAGAGUACCUGCUUGCGCUUCAGCAGCACGAAUCGCUCACGCGCAUGCCUCAGCCAUCCCAGCUGGGUCUACAGGCUCAGCAACCGCCAAUAUCACCGCGUUACCCAAGCUCGCAACAAGACCCCCUGUCGCUCCUCCAAACCGGCGCAUCGCCAUCGAUUGACGCUCUAGCACAGCAGCUACAGCAGCACCCUCAAUCGCAGCAACAGAGCCCGUCCAACAUGGACAUGUCCGUCGGCAGUGUCGGGUCGGGCAGCAGUGGCAGCACCCCUGCGCCUGGGUUUGACAGCAUCGAGGGCCGAGCCUUGCUCGAUUCUGCGCGGGUCGAUGAACUCAAGGUUGUCGAGCUCAAGAGCGAACUGCGAGCCCUCGGCCUGUCCUACUCUGGCAGCAAGGCCCAGCUGGCAGAGCGUCUCAAGCAGGCCUUGGGCAUUUUCCCGCACCAGCUGCAAAAUCAGCUCGCACAUCAUCGCUCCACCGAGUCUCUGACCAGCCUGACUGGCAGCUCGGAAAGCCUCAACGCCAUCCCCUCGAUGGCUCAGUUCAGUGUUGGCUCGUUGCCCAUGCCUCUCGGUGUCAUGGGUGGUGCGUUUGCGAGCAACCUGUCCUCGCCGCGCGGCCGCUCUGCGUCGGCGCUUGGCACCGCUGUCAGCACCACGCCGAUUUCCAGCAGCGCGCGGUCGCCCCUGAUGCUGCGUUCUAAAUCUGUCGAGUUUGGCGUUCCCGAGGAGGACCACAACCUCCAAGCGGAAAUCGACCAAACGCUGGCCUCUGUCGUUGCGGACCCGAGCCAAGCCUACAUCCCGCCGAUGACCACCGCCAAUGGGAGUGGCAGUCAUCACCACUUGAACGGUGUCUACAUGGGUAACGCUCAGACGAUGGCACAGGUGCAAACCAAGUUCCAACAGCAGAUGCACCUGCAGCAGCAGCUUCAGCAACAGCAGCUACAUCAACGCCACCAGGCGCCGUUUUCGCACCCCACUCAACAACAGCUGGACCACGGGUCUGAUUUUCUCAACGAUCACAUGGAUUCGUCGUUUGCCACCUCGGAUGAAUUCAUUCAAAGUCUCAUGCAAGAUGACCCAAUGCACUCGGGCUAUGUGGAUUCGUUCGCGCCAUCACCCGGGCUUGUGCUCAACGGUGGCGCGCGUUUGCUCGCGAACGAUUCAUCUGCACACAACACCUUUUUCAAUCCACAUGGUGGUUUGCACGAUCCCAACGUUGGCUCCUCCCUGCCUGAUGAACUUGCUGCCACCUUCCUCAUGGGUUCUGGCAACAUGAAUGAUAUUCCUGCAGACAUUAUGGACUUUGCUGCAUGAUCAGACCUUCUGUACUUUUUUUCUUUUCACUGUUUCUUUGUUUUCUUUGUUUUCUUUGUUUCUUUGCUUUCUUUGUUUCUUUGUUUUUCUUGGGUUUUCUCUUUCGUUCCGACAAUUAUUUUGUCUCAUUCGUUGCUUGUUGCAUCCAUCAUUUUACUCAUGAUACUCUCCUUGUUCUGAUUGACGGUUUUUGGCUUGAGUGUUAGUUUUUGGUCAGUCUAUUGGGCGUUUGUGGCCAUGCUGUGUUGUUGUUGUGUCUGAAAAUGCGUUUGUCAGAAGUACAUUAACCAGAAAAGAACCCAAAACUAGAACCAAAACCGACUCUGGGUCUUUGUCC